This is a messenger RNA of Anopheles coluzzii, 5913 nucleotides long. It is a transcript of the gene Cip4, whose product is annotated as formin-binding protein 1-like. The record is from RefSeq and is a predicted model, not a curated record. The transcript is spliced from 12 exons. The coding region runs from base 1004 to 2833 and encodes 609 amino acids. Gene Ontology annotation, biological process: signal transduction. NCBI's taxonomy places the organism in Eukaryota, Metazoa, Arthropoda, Insecta, Diptera, Culicidae. Gene Ontology annotation, molecular function: protein binding.
GCUGCUCGGUGUGAGCGCAGCUUGCCCAGCAGCACAGUAGCACGCACACAGUUUCAGACGCCUUUUUCAAAAACUUCGCGAACCUUAAACUGUGUGGAUGUGCGUCGUCCGUGCUCUCGAGAGUUUUUGAGCUAAAAGCCUUGCAAUUUGCUUCUGAAAAAGGGAUUAACUGCAGCUCCACCGAUAGACGGCAACACAUCACCACCAUCCAUACAUACACACCUUAUCGAAGGGUGCCUUUGGUCCCUUUUUUCCGGUUUCUCCGGCAGCAGUACCGUGUGUGUGUCUGUGUCUCUGUGUACGUGCGUGUGUUGCUGUGUGCAUGUUUUUAGCGGUGUGCGCGACUGUGUGUGUGUGCGCUUUGUCCCCAAAUGGUGGUGUGAAUAUUGAGAAGUACGUCUGAUAAGAAAGCUUUUGAAGUUGACGAAGAAAAAAGAGCUCAAGUGGUGCGUGUGCUUGUGUGCAUGUUUAUGUUCGAGCGGGUUUGCUGUGUAUGAGGGUUUGGCUAAAGGAAAAGCGGGAAGGAAGCCUUCUGUGCAGGAGGGCAGGGUGUUCUGUUUCGCCCAAUGUGUUGUAGUUCAUGAUUGUUGUGGGUAGUGUUGUUUUCCGAAAUUCAUGUGCGACUAGUGUGCCGUGUCGUGAUUUUGGGGGCAGUUGCUAUGGUGAUCACUAUAGGUGGUGAAAAGCUGUGUACCGUCGUCAAGCAAAGGGGGAGUGUAAUUUUUAAGUGAGCUGCGGUCGGAGAGUAAAACAAACAUACCGAGCGCGUACAGUUUCGUCCUGUUUUCCUGCGGGUGCGCAACGACUUACAGCCAACGGACGGGUGGGAAAGACCGCCGCGAACACGGAAUACGUUUUGAAUCAGCAGCAGGGAAGAAGCGUUUGGCAUCUGUUUGAAAUAAUCGACUAACCGAGGCGCGGGGUUAGUUUAGCCGUGAACAGUAGCAGUACCAGCGUAACCAAGCGAAGCACCGGGAAAACAGCGUUCACUAUCUUAGCAAACAUGGCUGCACAGGAGAUGGACAACAGCACGACGUGGGGCAAGGAGUUAUGGGAUCAAUUUGACAACAUCGCUACACACACGCAGAAAGGAAUUGACUUUAUCGAACGAUUCGGAGGCUUCAUUCGUGAUCGCAGUGCCAUCGAAGUUGAAUAUGCACUUAAGCUGAGACGGCUUGUGAAGAACUAUCAACCCAAAAAGAGCAAAGAGGACGAAGAGAAUGAAUUUUCCUCCCUGAUUGCAUUCAAAAACGUCCUCAAGGAGGUGGCCGACCUGGCCGGGCAGCGCGAGGUGGUGGCGGAAAACCUCCAGAACCAGGUGCUGCAGGGCAUCCUGCUGCUGGCGAAGAAUCUGCGCGAGGAGCGCAAAAAGGCACUGAACCAGGGCGCCACCCUGACCCAGUCGCUGCACACACAGAUCGGCACGCUGGAUCGGGCGAAGCGCAGCUACGAGAAGGCGUUCCGCGAGGCGGAAAAGGCGAUCGAGAGCUACCACAAGGCGGACGCCGACUUCCACCUCAGCCGGGCGGAUGUGGAGAAGCAGCGCGUCAACAUGAACAUACGCAACAGCCAGUCGGAGGACGCGAAGAGCGAGUACGCGAACCAGCUGCAGAUUACGAACAAGCAGCAGCAGCAGCACUAUCAAAUAGCACUGCCGGAGGUGUUUAACAGGCUGCAGGAGCUGGACGAAAAGCGAACGCGCGGCAUGAAGGAAUUCAUCAAACGGUCGGCAGAUGUCGAGUACGAGGUGUCGCCCAUCAUUGCCCACUGUCUGGAAGGGAUCGUGAAGGCGGCCGACUCGAUCAACGAGAAGGACGAUUCGAUGAUCGUAAUAGAAAAGUAUCAGUCCGGCUUUCAGCCACCGGGAGACAUACCGUUCGAGGAUCUUUCCAAACCCGACCCGGACGCCGCGAACAACUCGCAGACGCAUAACUCCAGCACCGGACUGAACCACAUGACGGGGAAAGGCACCACCAAGGACAAGCUUAAGAAGCGCGUUGGCAUUUUCGGUAUCUUCACCGGCAACAAGAACAACCUUUCGACGGACGGCCUGAAGGAAGAUUUCAGCGACCUGCCACCGACGCAGCGGCGGAAAAAGCUCACGGCCAAGGUGCAGGAGCUGCAGCAGAAGGUCGCCCAGGAGCAGGCGGCCAGCGACGGGCUGAUGAAGAUGAAGGGCGUGUACGAGGCGAACUCGAUGCUGGGCGACCCGCGCACGGUCGAAGAGCAGCUGAACGAAUCGGUCAACCGGCUGGACAGGCUACGGCACGAGCUGCUGCGCUACCAGAAGCUGCUCGAGCAGGCCAACAACCAGUCGUUCAUUCAGCACAGCCCGCAGUCGAACCGUGUGAUACAGAACGGACAACGGUCGUCCAGACAUUCCAACGGUAGCAGUAAUCACGAAAACAGUCACGAAGAUAACGGCGAAGACCAUCCAGACGAUGCCGGUAGCCUUAGCAGGUCAGCUUCCGAAAGUAGUGUACAGCAAGCGCAAAAUGGGCUUAACAUUAACAACAACGGCAGCUCGGCGAGUCCGGAAAGUGGACUGGGCACAUCGCACACCUCGCUGCCGGGAUCCGGCCAGGGCAGCACGAACGAACAGCCAAUGAACGAGGAGUUCUACGAAGCAGAUACGCCCCUGGGCACGUGUCGGGCGCUCUAUCCAUUUGACGCAACGAGUGAAGGCAGCAUUCCAAUGUCGGAAGGGGAAGAAUUGCAAGUGAUAGAGGUGGACCAGGGCGACGGCUGGACCCGGGUGCGGCGGUUUAGUUCGAAGGGCUGGGAGGAAGGAUUCGUACCGACCAGCUACAUUGAGUGUACGCUGUACGCGUAGUGUUGAUCACCGAAUCAAGUUAAAUCUAUCCCCCGCUCUAGGGUGUGAUGAUGCUGAUAUGAUGUCAGUGAAGGAGCGGAAUUGCACCCGUAAUCCCAAAAUGUAAAUAGUUAAUGUAAAACGGUGGAGAAACGCCGGCCCUGCAGCACAUACAUAAAUGUAUGCUUUAGUCGACAAAUAGUAGUGGCAAUUUAUUGAAAAACAAAAGCACAGCGCUUUGCAAGAAAAGGGACAUCAUUUGGACCACAAAGCCUAGGCGAAACGGGACAGUAAGAACAGAGGAUAUAAUAUAUGCUACAGUUGCUUGCUCUACUACGCUAAACAAUCGUUCAAAGGCCGCACUGGUAUGCGGACAGAGAGACAGCAGCAGGGAACGGAAAAGCAUUCGUAUGUCAUCAGCCUUAUGUGUUUCUCCGCUUUGGGUGGAUGGUCGUUUAGGAAAUUUAUGCUACUUUCUUUUUAAAAAGCAAAUAUCAUAAUGCGAUUGCGAUGCAAAUACAAUGCUUUCCAUUUGCCGCGGUAUCAAAAAUCUGGCUACCGAACAAUGAUGUUUGCUUUAAAUAGGUACGAGGUGUGCGAGAUACGGCUUGCGCUUUUUCAACCGUGUUAGUUAGAUUCUUUUCUUUUUGUGUAUUUUCUUCUUUUUAAUAUGAAAAUAGCAAUUGACUGUUGCGUCGAAAUAAAUCACACUUGAAAGCAAUGCGCUUCAGGAGCAAACAAAGAAAAAGGAAAACACGAAUGAAACUCUCGAAUCAAAGUGAAAAAAGGAAAGUUCAGUCACCGGGGUGAGUGAUCAAAAAGCAUAAUAAACAAAUACGAAACAAAUAACUACCAUAACUACGGACGGAGAUACGAAACCAUAUACUAUCGUGCGUAAUCUAUUGCCAUGAACUCUGUUCAAUUUCGAGGAAAAGAUAAACUAUAAUACAAUUAUAACACGUUUAAUGCAGUGUGUGCAGCGCACGGCUCUAGUAAAGAGAGGGAAUAUCGUAAAAUAUCCAUUCAACAUGAUUAGUAGUGGACAUUUUAUGAUUAAAAAAAUGUUUUUAGUUUUUGUGUUGCUCCCUUUCUUUCCAUCAUUUUUGUCACUAGUUUUUUUUUAUUGAUGCGAAAGGAUUUUUUUUUAAAUAGAGCUUCUGUAUAAUUACUCCUGCGCGCGCGUGUGAGACUAUGCACAACGAGGAGUUUAAAGUUGAUAUCAACACAAAAUAUCAUCCUAUUCAAAACAUCAUCAUCGUCAUCAAUCAUUAUUGCAUUGUUUGGAAGCAUCAACAGCACUACGAUGAGUUAAGCAAAACAAAAAACAAGCUAGUUUAGAUUUAAGAAACUAAAUUGGAGCGAAAAAGCGAACGAAAGGGGUAAAAAACCAUAAUCUUUCGCUUUUCGCUCAAGUGAAACACAGAAAGGACAGAAAGUGCAAGCAGCAGCAGCAGCAGUGGGCUGUAAUAGCUGCUGGGUGGUGUUUAAGUGUAUUAUUGCUGUGUAAUGUAGUAGUGUCCCCUACUCCUUCCUCACUUUCUUCGUCACACAUUCGCGUCCACAUAUAAUCUUUACAAUUGCGUUGCUUUUCGCGGUGGUGAGCGAUUUUUGUUUCGGAACACCAGCAGUAGAUACUAGGCUAGAGCUAGAGUUACGGCGCAUGUAAGCAAUGCGAAACAAAUCAAAAACAUAUACACGUACCGCCCUCUGGUUUCUGGUCGUCCCAAUCUCGUCUAGUUUCUUCGGUCAGUGAAAUAGGGGAAAAACAGAUGUAAAUCCACGAACUCUAACAUGCAAAACCAUUCAAUACAAUUUCAACCUUCAGCGGUAGCUCUAAGGCGCUACAUAAUCACGUUCGCGUUCAAUGCAGAUAAAUAGUGUUGGUAGUUUAGAAUGCCAGUCAAACCGGGAAAUAAUUCCUCUUUUUGUCCACUAAAAUGAUAAUGAAAAAAAAACUGUAAAACACUCAACCUACCCAAAGCAUGCCGAAAUGUAGCAUGUUUGUAACAUACACACUUUAGGGUCAGCUAGUUGUGAUUCACUCCUAUUUCCUGAUAUUCAAAAUAACAAAAAAACGUAUACUGAAACGCGUAUUGCUAAACAAAAAACAAAAAGUCGUAGAAAGAACUGAAUUCCAUUUACUACAUCAGAUCGCAUCAAAGCGGCGUAGCUACUGUUCACAUCUUCAUAUUCAACUCUGUAAUAAAAUUUGCUACGUUUUGAAAGCAUAUAAAAGCAGCAACACUCUAUAUUUAUACAUUAAAAAGAAAGAUAUUUACGAACUAAACAAAGAAAGUAACUAAUCCUAAAUAUGCUCACAGUUUUGGCUCCUCUCACCACACCUUCGGCGGGUGUUGUAACAAACAAACAAACAAAAGAACACAAAACAAACGACAGAAGUGUCCCUUAACGCUUGUUCCGGUGAAUAAUGGAUCUGUUGAGCAACAGAAACACAUAAUUAUUCUAUCUACAGCUCUAGAGUUACCAUGCCUGAAAAAGUCUCUUAACAAAUAUACAAAAAGUGGCAUUAACAAAACGAUGUUGAAAAAAAUGUGAAACGACAAACAGAACUGAUUGGAAUACAAAAGAGGGGUGAAAAGGAGAAUAAUGAAGAAAAAGAUAGACGAGAGCGGGGACGACGGAAACAAAAUGACGUGAAUUUCUAGAUAAAAUAGAGAAGGAAUAAUGAAUUGGCAGGCGUUUAGAUUUAAGUUUUGUAAAUUAACGGACAAAAUUUAACACCAUUUACACAGAAACAGAAUGCAGAACGAAAGAGAAGACAAAACAAAUGCGGUUAUAAUCCUGACCUUUUUCCUUGAAAGCGAGAGAAAGAUUAAACGCGCGCGUAAAGCGAUCUCGUGUGAGAUCGCUCCCUCUCGUUACACCUUGAUGUCGUUCCAUGUGCGACCAUUCUUAGCAAUCUUUGCUGCUAAUGAUGAUUAAAUUGUGUGUGUUUGUGGAGAAGAACGCAUGUAAUGAGCAGCGUCCCGACAACGGUCUCUCAUUUCAUUAUUUAAACGUAAAAAACCCCCCACAAACAGACGCAAACAGCAAAAACAAAACAAGGCAGUAUAAAUAAACAAGCAAAAACUAUACUCAUA